AUGCUCCAUAGCUUCCCGAACGUGCGCAUUGGGCUGAUGGUCGGCAUCGGAGGCGGCGCGCCUAGCCAGAAGCAUGACAUUCGACUUGGUGAUGUCGUCGUUAGCAGCCCACGUGACGGAAAGGGCGGCGUCUUCCAGUACGACUUUGGCAAAACCAUCCAGAAUUGCAAGUUCCAAGAGACUGGGUUCUUGAACCAGCCACCAGCGCUGUUGCGAACGGCUCUUGCUACGCUCAAGGCGACAUAUGAGAUGAAGGGCCACCGGCUUGCUGACGACGUAAAUGCGAAACUGGAGAAGAUCAAGAAGCGGAAGAAGUACACACGACCUAACCCGGCAAGCGAUAGAUUGUACAAGCGUGAUAUUGUACACCCUUCGAGCUCACCCCACGGCUGCGAUGUCGAGUGCGGUGAUGAUGCCGCCUGCCUUAUAGCUCGGCACGAACGAGACGAAGAGGACGACGACCCUGCCAUCCACUACGGCUUGAUUGCUAGCGGGAACCAGCUGAUGAGGGACGCGCGUGUCCGGGACACGUUGGCGGCGGAGAGGGACGUUCUCUGCUUUGAGAUGGAGGCCGCCGGCCUGAUGAACCACUUCCCGUGCCUAGUCAUCCGGGGAGUCUGCAACUACUCCGACUCGCACGAGAACAAGGAGUGGCAAGGCUUCGCGGCGAUGAUGGCGGCAGCGUAUGCCAAGGAUCUUUUGUGCCAAAUUGCGCCGAACAGUGUCGAGGCUGAGAAACCCAUGCACGAAGUGCUUGAUUCCAUUCAAGAUAUUCUUUUUGAAGUCCAGCUGGGUAUACAAAAGCUCAAACUUGGUAAAACUAAGGAUCUGUCUGUCGCCUGCAAACCUCAUUUCGUCGUACCGUUUCCUUCCGACCCCGAUUUCUGUGCCGGGCCUGAAAAUCGCUUUGCUCUAGUGGGAUUGGGUGGCAAGUCCCAGAUGGCCAUCCAGUCCGCUCACCAAGUCCACGCCGCCUUACCCGAAACCAGUAUCUUCUGGGUCCGUGGUAGCACGAAAGCGAUAUUCGAAGAAUCCUACCGCUCUAUAGCAGAUGCCCUAGCGCUUCCUCGUCGUCAUGAGUUAGGCGUUAAUGUCCUAAGAAAGGACGUAAGCCCGUGGCUGAUGAUUGCAGACAAUGUAGACGACAUUGAGAUACUAUUCUCCAAGAUGGAUAAGCAAAACGAUGCAUCGAUGCCAAUAGCGUCGUAUCUACCAAAAUCGAACAAAGGGAAGAUCCUAUUUACGUCGCGCAGCUGGGAUGCCGCAGAAAGGUUAACGGGUAAUGGCAGUAUGGUUUUGAGAGUCCUAACAAUGGACGAAGCGCAGGCAUUACUUCUCCUCCAGAAGAAGCUAGGCCCACAUAUCGACAAGGCCGUCGCACUGCGCCUAAUUCGCACCCUUAACCACAUCCCACUCGCCGUGAACCAAGCAGCAGCGUACAUCUAUAGACAAAGCCCUCAAGUGACUGUCCAGUCAUAUCUAGACGAAUUCGAAAGGAGUGAAAAAAGUAAAGGCACUCUUCUUCGCAGCGAUAGAGGGGAUAUGCGACGAUACGACGGGGUGUCCAACUCUAUUGUUGUGACGUGGCAGAUGUCGUUUAAGCAGAUCAAACGGGAGCAGCCACGGGCAGCUAAUCUUCUUUCGCUGAUGAGCUACUUCUACACACAAAACAUCCCCAAGUAUAUGCUGCACAACUACAACAGCCGCUUUGUAGAUGAAGACGAGGGCGACGACGACGACGACGAAUACGACGACAAAAACAACGGGGAUUUUAAAGACGACUUACAUGUGCUCCAUGACUACUCCCUUAUCUCGAUGACAGCCACAUCGGGGUUUUAUGAGAUGCACCCACUAGUACAAUUUUGUACAAAGGUGUGGAUUUCGAAAUUUGGUCACCUAAAGCGAUGGAAGAGACUCUUCCUCCAGUCCGCCUCACAACACUUUCCAUCAGGUGUCUUCGAAUGGCCAAGAGACCGUUGGAUGAUUGACUUCACUGCGCCCCCAAAUCCAUCCACUAAUUGA
Molecule: messenger RNA, 2022 nt
Organism: Colletotrichum godetiae
Lineage: Eukaryota; Fungi; Ascomycota; Sordariomycetes; Glomerellales; Glomerellaceae
Exons: 5
Coding region: 1-2022 (673 amino acids)
Biological process (GO): nucleoside metabolic process
Molecular function (GO): catalytic activity
Source: RefSeq, a predicted model, not a curated record